AUGCGACACAACGUCAUCAUUCUUUGCAAUGAUCGGCCUAGGCUCGAGAAGCUGCGUGACCGGCCAAUAAGAGCUCGAACGGUCACUUGCGACCACAGUCACGAAUCGACAGCGAAGAUAUCCCGCAAGUUGGAAGCGAUGCUGGAUACUAGACGCACUCAAGUCGAGCCUGUAGCGAGCCAAGUCACCAACACCUCGUCUCAAGUCACAGAGCCCCUCAUUGUAAAAGACCAGCGAGCAGCACGACCAACAUACGGAAGUACGACACCCGAGAGGCUACCAAAAGACGGCCACAAGGUGGUGGUCAGCGACCAGAUCUUGGUCUCGGCUGUCGCCAACCUUAGUACUGCUUACAAUCUGGCGGUGAUCAAUUACGCGCUCAUGAUGUUGCAGCGAUCGUACCCGGAUGCAAGUCUGGAGUUGCGGUCUACAGUCGACGCUUGUUCAUUGGUAGGUGCCAUUGUGGGGCAGCUCACGUUUGGCUACGUGGGGGCGAUCAUAGGACGUCGAAAGGGCAUGAUUUUCACGCUGUUGCUGUCCAUCUUGGGAGCCGCAGCAAGCGCGAUGUUGCCGUGGGGCACGAACUCGGUCUAUCAGAUACUUGCUGCGAGUCGAUUUGUUCUCGGUGUGGGUGUCGGAGGCGUGUAUCCAUUGUCGGCAGCUUCGGCGGUAGAAGCUACAAAUGAUGAAGAUGAGCUCAACAAGAGCAAAAUCGUGGCAGCGGUGUUCAGUUUUCAAGGUAUCGGACAGCUACUGGCACCGCUGAUGGCUUAUAUCAUGCUGGCCGUGAACGCCCAUCGAGCAGUCAGAUGGCGAGUCUUGUUGCUUGUCGGUGCGUUUCCUGGAUUGUUCGUACUGCGACGAGCAUAUCAAGUGAAAGAGCAUUCAUCGUUGCCUUCGUCAACGACCCCGCCAAUUGGGCGUAAGAGAGCGGAUGUGGAGGUGAAGGCCUGCAGACCCAAGCUGUGGGAUAUGGUGAAAGCCAGCACAUCUCUCCAGCGCAAACUAUUCGGAGCUUGUGCAAGCUGGUUUCUCUUUGACGUCACGUUCUACGGGAACGUCAUUUUCACGCCUAUCAUUUUGCAGGACACUUACGGCUUGGACAAACACCACUUGGCCGAUGUGGCACUUUGCUCGUUGGUUGUAGCGGCUAUUGCAUUACCCGGUAACGUGCUUGCUGUCUUCGUCGUCGGCAGAUUGAGCUUCAGGACGAUUCAGAUCAUGGGCUUUGUCGCCAUGGGUCUGCUGUUCCUGGUCCUCGGAUUUUUCUACGAGCAACUGCUGCAUUUCAGAGGACUCUUGCUCGGACUAUACGCGCUCACAUUCUUCUUCUCGAACUUCGGGCCGAAUGUCUGUACCUUUUGCCUCCCAGCCGAGCUUUUCGCCCAAGACGUGCGUGUGGAGCUCAAUGGUAUUGCUGCAGCUACUGGGAAGCUGGGCGCUGCAGUCGGUGCCGCUUCGUUUGGCAUCAUUGAGGCGCACUUUGGCGUCUCGCGUCUCUUAGUACUCAGCGCGAUGGUCUCUUUGCUUGGAGCAUUUGUAACGUACAAGUUCAUUUCAACCAAGCACUACACGUCGUUAGGCGGGGCGUAA
Messenger RNA from Peronospora matthiolae, 1593 nucleotides. The record is from the annotation of a GenBank genome assembly. NCBI's taxonomy places the organism in Eukaryota, Oomycota, Peronosporomycetes, Peronosporales, Peronosporaceae.